This is a messenger RNA of Symbiodinium pilosum, 1050 nucleotides long. The record is from the annotation of a GenBank genome assembly. NCBI's taxonomy places the organism in Eukaryota, Dinophyceae, Suessiales, Symbiodiniaceae.
AUGUUCAAUGCGAUGAUGUGGGGAGGUAGCAUUGUGUCAUCCAAAGCUGGCAUAGAUGCCCUGGCAUCUGCCGGUUUUGAGGAGCCAGGCGUGCUUUUUGGAGCGCUGCGUUUUACUGUUGCCACGCUGUGCUUGUCGCCCUGGCUGUUCUCUUCCAGCUCUCUGCAGAGCACGCUCGGUUCGCUGAAGGUUGGGGCCUUCUACGGAGCAGGGUAUGUCGCAAUGUUUCUGGCCUUGGGCUUGGGGACCACAGCAGCGAAGACCUCCUUCUUCGGCUCGCUUCAGGCCGUUGUUUGUGCAGGCAUUACAUGCGUCAUUGCUGGGCGCUUGAACAUGGGAACCCUCACCGCAGCAGUGAUGGCGGUCACAGGAGUCGCAAUCCUUGAGUUCGCUGGCGGUGGCUCGUUGGAUUUGGGUUUCGGGGACCUGGUCUGUAGUCUGGUCCCGCUCAGCUUCGGAGCAGGGUGGUAUGUGCUUGGCAGAACGAUGAAAGAUCAUCCGCAAGACACGCUGCCCUCAACAGCGAUCCAGCUUGCAAUGACCGCUGCAGCUAACGUUGGAUGGCUGACCUGGCAACGGGGCGGGGACGUCGUCGAGCUGGGCACGCAGAUCCCGCAGUUGCUCCAGGUGCCCGGCCUCUUGGGACCUCUUUGCUUUUCGGCCCUUGUCGGCAACGUGCUUACAAUGUGGCUGGCCAACGAGGCCCUGCGUCGGGUCAAAGGCUCUGAUGUGGCGCUCAUUGCCGCAUCUGAGCCGCUCUGGGCAGCCGUGGCUGCCAUGGCAGUUCUUGGUGACGUGCUGCAGCCCCACGAGAUUGUUGGAGGAGCCUUGCUGAUUGGAGCUGUUGUCACUGGGUCGAGUGUAGCAAUCGUUUUCACUCUUUUUUAUGCCUUUGCAGAAGAGCACUUCAAAAGGUUUCUCGUUUUUGAACCUGUUGUGCAAUCACAACCCAGGUCUGCAAUGAGAAUCCUGUCAGCCUUAGAUUUGUGUGGGUAUUUGUUGCAAGUUGACUUGUACGGGGGCGGUGGCUUGUCAUGUUCGGUGAUUUAA